UCGGUGCGCACUGGGCAGUAUAACACGAACCUCUGCGUGCUUGCACUGUCAUGUGAAGGAGCCUACGAAAGUUUUUUUGUUUGUUUUUUUUGUAUGGUGUCACGCGGAUCAAUUUCCCAGGAAGUUCGAAGUUCGGAGAGUGGUGUAGAACUUCCCAAGUCUUCAGUUUUGGCUACUAUCAUCCCCGCAGGCAUGAUCUCAACAAUUGUAUAUUUAAGCGCCAUCGUUGCGAUAGCGUCCCGAGCGAAGGCUCUGACGGGAUUCGAUGAACAGAUCAUUGACAGGACAGCAUUAAAUUCAAUUCUGCGGAGCAAACUGCAAGACAUAAUUGGGACGUCGGACCCUGAGGUCCUUGACCUCAAGCUGGCCCGCCGCAUGAAACGUAGCAUCCCGCAGUAUAUGCUGGACUUGUACUCGGCGCAGCACCGGUUCAUGCAUUCAAAUGAGGACGAUGACGAUAUUCCGAUCGAUCAUCAUCAGGUGUUGACCAGAGAAGCCGUCGACACCGUACGGAGUUACCUCCACAGCGAGCGCGGCGAUGAAGAACUCUACGGUUCCAAUCGUAUCCGGUUCAUGUUCAACAUAUCCUUCGAGAAUAUCGCGAAGGAGGAGCGAUUAGCAGGUGCAGAUCUUCGUCUGUACAAACCGAAGCUGCGUGAUGUCGAUUACAAUGGCGAAUCGCAGACUGUCCAAGUCUACGACAUUAUCAGACCGGCUACUCGGAAAAAUCCUGACGCCAUACUGAGAUUGCUAGACACGAAGCGAAUGUCCGGGAGCACUCAACGUCACUCCUGGGUCGGGCUGGACGUAUUCGAGGCUGUGCAGCGAUGGAAAACCGAACCCAACUACGGACUGUACGUGCAGGUGUUCCAGGAGAGAGAGAACAGCACCGAAUCGGUUUCUUUUCCGUACGUUCUGCUCAAGAAUACGAGAGGUCAAAUAAACGAAACGUCGUGGGACAAUCAGCAGCCGAUACUUCUGACUUACCACGCGAGCAAGCCGAGUACGAGGGAGAGCAUGCCUCUACUUCGGAGUAAGAGGGGUGCUUUGCGACAUCAUCGAAGGAAAAAUCACAACCGCCAGAAAGAACAGUGUCGUCGUCACAGUUUGAAUAUCAACUUCAGCGACGUGGGCUGGAGUGACUGGAUCGUGGCUCCGCAGGGCUAUAAUGCUUUCUACUGUCACGGAAACUGUCCAUUCCCCAUUCCGGAACACUUGAAUGGUACAAAUCACGCGAUCGUCCAGACGCUCGUCAACUCGAUGCGGAAAAACGGAAACGGUGUGCCCAAAGCUUGCUGUGUUCCCACGGAACUCAGUUCGAUUUCUAUGCUGUACGUCGACGCCUACGAACGAGUCGUUCUCAAGAACUAUCAGGACAUGGUUGUCCUGGGCUGCGGAUGCAGAUGA
Molecule: messenger RNA, 1407 nt
Organism: Galendromus occidentalis (western predatory mite)
Lineage: Eukaryota; Metazoa; Arthropoda; Arachnida; Mesostigmata; Phytoseiidae
Gene: dpp
Product: decapentaplegic morphogen
Exons: 5
Coding region: 94-1407 (437 amino acids)
Cellular component (GO): extracellular region
Molecular function (GO): cytokine activity; growth factor activity
Source: RefSeq, a predicted model, not a curated record